ACAGGCUCCUGGGAAUUGCAGCCAAGCGCUAGGUAGGAGGAGAGCAGUUCCUGGAAGAUGCGUCCAGUUGCUAUAGGUAUUUUCAAGGCACUAGUGUUUAUUUUCUCCUCCCUGUGCGCCUGGUAUUCUGGGUACUUGCUUGCGGAGCUCAUUCCUGAGGUACCCCUGUCCAACACCCUCUACAGUAUCCGGAGCAUUGGAGAGAGACCUGUCCUCAAAGCCCCAGCCCCCAAAAGGCAAAAAUGUGACCACUGGGCCCCAUGUCCUCCUGACACCUAUGCCUACCGACUGCUCAGUGGUGGUGGCCGAGACAAGUUUGCCAAGAUCUGCUUUGAGGAUGAGCUGCUGUUAGGAGAGAAGACGGGGAACGUGGCCAGAGGGAUAAAUAUUGCUGUCGUCAACUAUGAGACUGGGAAGGUGAUAGCAACAAAGUUCUUUGACAUGUAUGAAGGAGAUAACUCUGAGCCAAUGGCCAAGUUCAUUCAGAGUGCCCCUUUGAAGUCCCUGCUGUUCAUGGUGACCCAUGAUGAUGGGAGCUCCCGAUUGAAGGCCCAAGCAAAGGAUGUUAUAGAAGCUCUUGGAAGCAAAGAAAUCAAGAACAUGAAAUUCAGGUCAAGCUGGGUGUUUGUUGCAGCAAAGGGUUUUGAGCUCCCUUCAGAUAUCGAGAGAGAAAAAAUCAACCACUCGGAUCAAUCCAAGAACAGAUACUCGGGCUGGCCAGCAGAGAUCCAGAUUGAAGGAUGCAUACCCAAAGGGCUGGGAUAGCAGUGCU
Chionomys nivalis (European snow vole) is the source of this 772-nucleotide messenger RNA. RefSeq names its product FAM3 metabolism regulating signaling molecule B (gene Fam3b). The transcript is spliced from 8 exons. The coding region runs from base 58 to 765 and encodes 235 amino acids. NCBI's taxonomy places the organism in Eukaryota, Metazoa, Chordata, Mammalia, Rodentia, Cricetidae. The record is from RefSeq and is a predicted model, not a curated record.